Messenger RNA from Cucurbita moschata (crookneck pumpkin), 2152 nucleotides. Its product is annotated as jasmonic acid-amido synthetase JAR1. The record is from RefSeq and is a predicted model, not a curated record. Gene Ontology annotation, molecular function: acid-amino acid ligase activity. Lineage: Eukaryota; Viridiplantae; Streptophyta; Magnoliopsida; Cucurbitales; Cucurbitaceae. The coding region runs from base 268 to 2028 and encodes 586 amino acids. The transcript is spliced from 5 exons. Gene Ontology annotation, cellular component: cytoplasm.
UCUUCCAUCGCAUCCCCAUCUUUGUCUCUCUCCAUUUAAACCAAGUAAAAAGCUCUGCAACUCUUUCUCUCUCUCUCUCUCUCUCUAGAACGGGAUUUUUAGAGAGAGAAACACGUUGUUCCAUUGGUUACUGGUAACUGUUGGUUGUUUUUGACUUGUGUCCGCCAAGCUCAAGUCGCAGUGGACUGUAUUGCGAACGCCUUUUGUUGAAUCACUCUCGAUUGAUUCCAAGUUGUGAUUUCAACUCUCAGUCUGCUGCCGGCGAGAAUGUUGGAGAAAAUGAUGGAAGCAUUCGAUGGGGAGAAGGUGAUUGAGCAAUUCGAGGAAAUGACUAGAGAUGCUGAAAGAGUUCAGAAGGAGACUCUUAAGAAGAUUUUAGAGGAAAAUGGUUCGGCUGAGUACUUGCAGAACUUGGGAUUAAAUGGAAGAACUGAUCCUCAGAGCUUCAAGGACUGUGUACCGCUUGUUUAUCAUGACGAUUUGGAGUCAUAUAUUCAGAGAAUUGCAGAUGGAGCUUCUUCCCCUAUUCUCACUGGAAAACCAAUCAAAACCAUUUCCUUGAGCUCUGGUACUACUCAGGGGAGGCCCAAGUUAAUUCCCUUCAAUGAUGAAUUGUUGGAGACAACAAUGCAAAUUUAUCGCACUUCUUUUGCCUUUAGAAACAAAGAAUUUCCCAUUAGAAAUGGAAAGGCCUUGCAGUUCAUCUACAGCAGCAAGCAGUUCAAAACUAAGGGGGGUCUAGCAGCAGGAACUGCAACAACGAAUGUUUACCGUAGCGCGAAAUUUAAAAGCACGAUGAAGACGAUCCAGUCACAAUGCUGUAGCCCAGAUGAAGUCAUCUUUGGCCCUGACUUCCACCAAUCUUUGUAUUGCCAUCUCUUGUGUGGGCUGAUCUUCCGAGAUGAAGUUCAGUUUGUGUUCUCCACUUUUGCACACAGCAUUGUCCAUGCUUUCAGGACUUUUGAGCUAGUAUGGGAAGAACUCUGCGGCGACAUUCGAGAUGGUGUUCUCUCUAGUCGGGUCACUGCUCUCUCCAUUCGUACAGCCAUGUCAAAAAUUCUUAAGCCAAAUCCUGAAUUGGCAGAUUUGAUCUAUCAGAAAUGCGCAGGAUUGAGUAAUUGGUAUGGGCUGAUACCAGAGCUCUUUCCCAACGCACAGUACAUUUAUGGGAUCAUGACCGGCUCGAUGGAGCCUUAUCUGAAGAAACUGAGGCACUAUGCAGGCCAUCUGCCAUUGAUGAGUGCUGAUUAUGGUUCUUCAGAAGGAUGGGUUGGAGCAAACGUUAACCCAAUGCUGCCCCCUGAAAUGGCUACCUUUGUUGUGCUUCCAAACAUCGGAUACUUUGAAUUUAUCCCGCUAAAGGAGAAUUCUCAAGAUCAGGAGCAGGAAGGAGAUGGAGGAGCUAUUGUUGCAAAGGAGAACAAGCCAGUUGGUCUGACAGAAGUCAAGGUUGGUGAAGUGUAUGAAAUAAUUGUCACCAAUGUCGCAGGGCUGUACCGUUAUAGAUUAGGAGACUUAGUGAAAGUGAUGGGGUUCCAUAACGCAACGCCAGAGCUGAAAUUCAUGUGUAGGAGCAACCUUCUCCUGAGCAUCAACAUCGACAAGAACACCGAAAAGGACCUGCAACUAGCAGUGGAGGCAGCCGGGAACGUACUGGCAGCAGAGAAACUCGAAGUGGUAGAAUUCACGAGCCAUGUCGACUUAUCAAGGGAGCCGGGGCACUACGUAAUCUUCUGGGAGAUAAGCGGGGAGGCAAAGGGGGAGGUGCUAGGGGAAUGCUGCAACUGCCUAGACAGAGCCUUCCUGGACGCAGGGUACAUGAGCUCUAGAAAGGUGAAUGCCAUUGGAGCCUUGGAGCUAAGGGUGGUUGGCAAGGGAACUUUCCACAAAAUUAUGAACCAUUAUCUGUCUUUAGGAGCGGCUGUGAGUCAGUACAAAACCCCUCGUUGUGUUAGCCCUGCAAACACCACUGUCUUGCAGAUCUUAUGCGCCAACGUCGUUAAAUCCUAUUUCAGCACUGCCUUUUAAGCCUCUAUGUUUGUUUGUAUUGUAUCUGUGUUAGCCCCCACAUGUCUCCACAACUUGUCACUACCUCUAUUGUAUAAUGUAAAUUUUCAAAUUCUACUUAUAAAGUUUCCCUUUUUAAAUCAAA